This is a messenger RNA of Bursaphelenchus okinawaensis, 762 nucleotides long. The record is from the annotation of a GenBank genome assembly. Lineage: Eukaryota; Metazoa; Nematoda; Chromadorea; Rhabditida; Aphelenchoididae.
AUGCUCCUUAUGGUUGGUGUAGUAUGCAUGGUAAUAUACGGAGUGACCUGGGUAACCUGUAUGAAAUCUCAGAAACCGAAGAAAAGGAGUGCUAAGGACUCUGGUAAGGUGUUUCUGUCGCGACACGGCAACGAUAAUAAUAUUUUUAAAAAGGGGCGCAGCUCGCAUUUCCCAUUUUAUACGAUGAAACACUUUUUAAAAGUUUUUGUGAUUGUAUAUCGACACAACUUUCCUCUAUCUUGUAAUACCAAAGGAUGUAUUUUGUGCUGUUAAAUUGGAGUGCAGCUUGCUGUUACCUUAUUAUACGAUAAAAGGUGUCCUAAUUUAAGAAAUCGAGUUUGCCCGCUUGAGGGCUGAUCAGGAACAGCAGAUGAAGAAUAGGCGAAAGAGUGUAAACAAGCACAGGACACACACCACCAGUACCACUAGUGAAGAUAGGAAGCGAAAGAAGAAGAAAAAGAAGAACAAGUAUCGAGAUGAAAUGACUAAUGUAAGUUAAUAUGAUCUGUUUUGCAAGAUUUAGGUAACAACAACUUGUUAUAAUGUCAUUUUUAUUGUCAGAAAGGUUUUCAAAUUAUAUUUUAUAUUAAAAUCGUUACCUAAACAUAAUGUCAUCUUUAGGACACAUUCGAAGAGCACAAGCCGGUAGUUCGAGAAGCGAAGAGAGGGGCGGAGAUCAGAAGGAAGAAGAAGGUGUCCAGAGACCGUACUGACUACAAGACCUUUGCCAGCGAAGAAGACAGUAGCUUCGCACCCGAUUAG